UAUAUUGUCAUGGAUGAGGAAGUACAGUUUGUUGAGCAUCGUGAGGUGUUCAUUGAACACUAUGGAGAGGUUCCUAUUGUCAAAGGCUCCUUCAAUGACAUGCCAAAGAAUGUACAGGCGUGGGUAGCAUCGAAGAUUGACUUGUGCAAGCCACGUGGUGUGUACAUCUGCGAUGGUUCCCAAGAAGAGGCCGAAACUAUCAUCCACAAGCUGGAAGAACGUGGCACUUUGCAUAAGUUGAAAGCCUACGAAAAUAACUACAUCUGCAAGACUGACCCCAAGGAUGUUGCUCGUGUCGAGGGAUUGACCUACAUAGUGUCCCAUAACAAGCAUGACUCAGUGCCCCAUGUCAGACCCAACACAAAGGGCAUCCUGGCCCAGUGGAUGAGCUACGCCGAGGCCGAGAAAUUGAAUAUGGACCGCUGGCCAGGAUGCAUGGCAGGACGUAUGAUGUAUGUGAUUCCAUUCAGCAUGGGACCUGUGGGUUCCCCCCUGUCGAAAAUCGGAGUCCAGGUGACAGAUUCCAACUACGUGCUUCUUUGUAUGAGAAUCAUGACCCGUGUCACUCCAAAAGUUUGGGAUGUCUUAAAGAAGGGAAAGGGAGACUUUGUCAAGUGCUUGCACUCCAUGGGCUCCCCCAGACCUAACCAGAGGAAGGUGAUCAACCACUGGCCCUGUAACCCAGAUAAAGUCCUCAUUCUCCACUAUCCCGAGGAGAGGAAAGUGACCUCAUUUGGGAGUGGUUACGGUGGGAACUCGCUGCUGGGCAAGAAGUGCUUUGCUCUGCGUAUUGCAGGUGUUAUCGCCAGAGAUGAGGGAUGGCUGGCAGAGCACAUGUUGAUCAUGAGUGUAACCAACCCCAAAGGACAAGAGAAAUUUAUUGCUGCAGCUUUCCCUAGUGCCUGUGGUAAGACCAACAUGGCACUGUUGACCCCCACCAUACCAGGCUAUAAAGUCCAGUGCAUAGGCGACGACAUCGCCUGGAUGCGUUUUGAGGAAAAUGGAGAACUCCGUGGCAUCAAUCCUGAGGCCGGGUUCUUCGGCGUGGCCCCAGGGACCAACGAAAAAACUAACCCCAUUGCCGUACAAACCUUUCAGAGUAACUCGAUCUUUACCAAUGUGGCAGAAACUGAGGACGGUCAUUUCUUCUGGGAAGGAAUGGAAGAUAAAAUAAGUGACGAUACAGAAGUGGUCACCUGGCUGGGUGGCAAAUGGAAGAAGGGGAACCCAGAAAAGGCCGCUCACCCGAACUCACGCUUUUGCACCCCAGCUGGGCAGUGUCCCAUAAUGCACCCCAUGUGGGAGGAUCCCAAAGGUGUGCCCAUCUCUGCAAUCAUCUUUGGAGGACGUCGUCCUGAAGGUGUUCCUCUGGUUUUGGAAGCCUUUGACUGGAAACAUGGAGUAAUGCUGGGAGCGCAGCUUAAAUCUGAGACCACAGCAGCUGCAGAGUUUAAGGGUAAGAAAAUCAUGCACGACCCCAUGGCCAUGCGUCCGUUCAUUGGCUACAACUUUGGUAAGUACUUGGACCACUGGCUGGAGGUGGAAAAGCCUCCACACAAAGUCCCCAAGAUUUUCCAUGUCAACUGGUUCCGCGUGGACUCCACAGGCAAGUUCUUGUGGCCAGGCUUCGGAGACAACAUCCGUGUGCUGGACUGGAUCAUGCGCCGCGUGGAUGGAGAAGACAUUGCUGUGGAAUCUCCAAUUGGUUUACUUCCAAAGAAGGGCUCCAUCAACCUCGAUGGUUUGGGUGAGAUAAAUUGGGAUGAACUGUUCAGUAUUCCUAAAGAUUACUGGCUGGCAGACAUCAAGGAGACCAUGAAGUUCCUGGAUGACCAGACUGGCGAAGACCUUCCACAGGUUGUCCGCGAUGAGCUGCAGAAACAGGCUGACCGUAUUAAUGCCAUGUAGAUGUAAAGCAGACAUGCGAUCAAACUAAAAUAAAAAAUAUAACAUUGGUUGUCACUAUUGUUCAAUUUGACAUUAUUCUAAGAGAUAAUAUUUUACAAAUUUUUAAAGGGCCAGCUUGCAGUCAACAAAUUGAGAUGUAUGGAUUUCAGUAGAGGUUUCUUGACUUGAACACCCAUAGCGUCCUUGGUCUGGACUCCUCCGCUAUUCUAAUGAUACUAAAGCUUUGUAGUGUAACACUGUUGCCACCAGUAAGGUGGCUAUAAUUGUUAUUAGAUGUUGUACAUGUAGAAGAAUGAAAGAAUUGGUUUCGUGAUUACAAGAUAUUACAAACUUUGAUUUGUGGCAUCUUGUAAUUCUUAAUCUCUAGACUGGCAGGGAGGGAGUUUGCAAUUUAAGAUGCUCGUUCGGAGGAGGUUAGUGGCUGGCACUGUGGGUGUGGAAAUUACCAUGAGAUCAACCAUCAGGAGUUUCAGUACCGCUGAAGGAAGGUUUUCUAACAGCAUGCAAGGGAAUGCCACACCCUGAUGUCUGGGUAGGUUCAUAGAAAGACGCAAGGGGUUUUCUGCUUCUCCAUAGUGCCAGAAUGUGAUUGUUGUGGAUAACUUUUGCCAACUUCUCUCAACUUCUACUAGAACUCUCAGGCAUGUUGUUUCUCUGUACCAGUUGUACUUAAAUAUCCAUCAAAAGGACACACAUAUAUCUCUACUUGUUAUAUCCAGUUGGGAAUCAUGCAAGAUUUAUUGCUUUUAAUUGGAAAGAUGCUUUACUCUUCAAUGUCUUUCCCCAGGAACGUGUUUGGCCGUUGCCGUUUUUGGCCAAACGAAUUGUAUGGUAUGGAACUAAAUCAUGCUUUUGGGUGUCUGUGCUUAAUACUUGAAUAUUACAAAAUUUUAUGAUUUAUAAGGAUACUGUGUGAAGAUUUGGACAUUUAAAGGCAUUUGUUUGAUACUUUACUGAAGUACUUCUAUAAAUUUUUUGUUUCUCUUGGUGCUGUGUAAAUAUGCCAAUAUUAAUUCUGAAAACUUUAUAGUUCUAACGCAAAGGUAUGAUGAUGAUCAUAUUCAUGAAUGAACUUGUGCCAGAUUAGUUUUAUUUAACAUCACAGUUUAACUGUUGGUUACUGUAAGUAACGGGUGUCCUGGCAGUAAAGGCAUACAUGGACGUUAUAUGUAUUUUAUUUUUUCUGUUGUAGUGCAUAGACGUCGUUAAUUUUAGUAGUAGUGUGAUCAAGGGCGUAUAUGGCAAUUACUGAGAGCUUUUUUGUGCGUAAGAGAAUGGAAUAGUGUACUUUUUGUCGGUGAGAACACUUGAUACUUGUAUUUUGGCCGUAAAGUACGGGGUAAAAACAUCAAAUGAAUUAAGCAGACGUGUUUCGUCUCUUACACACACGAAGCGGAUGUAAGAUUCCCCGCAAGGCCAGCGUUCUAAUUUCUUAGCCGGUCCACGCUGUUGCUUAACACAUGGCUUUUUGACGUUGCGACACACGUGUUCCUAGAUUGGCCAAUAAAACGAGAGAGUGCAGUCACGUUGAUGUCAUUUGUUGACCUAGCGUACCAGGCAGUGCAGUGAACUUGAAAGUGUUGUACUAGUACUGCACCAAAACUACAUGUUUGUUCACUGAGAAUAAAACUGAGAUUAAACCAGUUAUUAAUU
This is a messenger RNA of Lingula anatina, 3561 nucleotides long. RefSeq names its product phosphoenolpyruvate carboxykinase [GTP]. The record is from RefSeq and is a predicted model, not a curated record. Gene Ontology annotation, cellular component: cytosol. Gene Ontology annotation, biological process: propionate catabolic process; cellular response to glucose stimulus; response to starvation. NCBI's taxonomy places the organism in Eukaryota, Metazoa, Brachiopoda, Lingulata, Lingulida, Lingulidae. Gene Ontology annotation, molecular function: GTP binding; phosphoenolpyruvate carboxykinase (GTP) activity; manganese ion binding.